Molecule: messenger RNA, 987 nt
Organism: Humulus lupulus (European hop)
Lineage: Eukaryota; Viridiplantae; Streptophyta; Magnoliopsida; Rosales; Cannabaceae
Exons: 1
Coding region: 1-987 (328 amino acids)
Molecular function (GO): catalytic activity
Source: RefSeq, a predicted model, not a curated record
AUGGACAAUUUCAAUAUAAUGAGUUGGAAUGUUAGAGGGUUAAACAAGAGGAAUAAGCAGAUAUAUGUUGUUGAUAUAUGCAAGAUAAAUAAGAUAGGAAUUGGGGCUCUUUUGGAAACCAAAAUAAAAGGUGAUCGAGUAAAGGAUGUUAUGAACUCUAGUUUUAUGGGCUGGGAUUAUUACAGUAGUAGGAGCCUGGAAGGGAGAAUCCUACUAACUUGGAAGGCCAGCUGGGUCAAGGUUGAAGUUCUAAAUGAUCAUGCUCAGUUUAUUCAUUGUAAAGUCCAGAAAUGGGCAACAGGCCAGUCAUUUUGCUUAUCAGUGGUUUAUGGCUCUAAUCAGUUGGAGAUUAGGAGAGAUCUGUGGUCUGAGUUGUCUGCAGUUUCCCUCCCUGUCAAACCGUGGUUAAUAAUAGGUGAUUUUAAUUCUGUAUUUGAUUCAGCAGACCGAAUGGGGGGUAAGACAAUCUCUCCUAACGAAUUUGAGGAUGCUCGAAAAUGGCUUGAUCUCGGGCAUGUGGAAGAAAUGAAGCUGUUGGGUUCAUAUUACACUUGGUCGAACAAUCAAGAUGGGACUAAUCGCAUUUUUUCCAAGUUAGAUAGAGUGAUUAUAAAUGAGGAUUGGCUUGAUACUUUCCCUAAUGUCAAUGCCAUAGCUAAUUGGGAGGUCGUUUCUGAUCACUGUGCCAUAAUUUUGAAGCAUAUAUUUGUCCAAAAGAUUGGUUUAUGUCCAUUUCGUUUUUUCAACAUGUGGACUAGUCAUCCGAAAUUCAAAUCUACAGUUCUGGCUAGCUGGAAUGAUUCUUUAGCUUUGGAGGGGUAUGGUUUACAGCAGAUCUCAAGGAAAUUGCAUCGUCUAAAAUUUAUCUUGAAGAGAUUCAAUUGGAGGACUGUUGGUGAUAUAGUCAAGAAUUAUGAGGAAAGUAAGCUGAUGUACCAGCAAGCUAAAAGUAAACUGUUCACUGAUCCGAAUAUAAUCAGAAUCUGA